Sporothrix brasiliensis 5110 is the source of this 1026-nucleotide messenger RNA. RefSeq names its product thymine dioxygenase. The record is from RefSeq and is a predicted model, not a curated record. The coding region runs from base 1 to 1026 and encodes 341 amino acids. The transcript is spliced from 3 exons. Lineage: Eukaryota; Fungi; Ascomycota; Sordariomycetes; Ophiostomatales; Ophiostomataceae.
AUGGAGAAAGCCGCCGUGUCUGAUGACGGGCUGUUGAUCCCGCUCAUCGACUUGAGAAAGUUCCUCAACGGCACGCCCGACCAACGCACCGAGACGGCCAAGGCCAUAUUGCACGGCUUCCAGACAGCCGGCUUCGUCUAUCUCAAGAACACGCCCAUUGCGGCAGCGACUCGCAAGCACGUCUUUGCCAUGUCGGCCAGCUUCUUCCGCCUGCCGCUCGACGACAAGAUGGCCGUCGGCUGGACCACGCCCGAGGCCAACCGCGGCUACUCGGCGCCGGGCCGCGAAAAGGUCACGCAGCUGUCGGAUCUGGCGGCCGUCGCCAAGCUGAAAGAGGCCGUGCCCGACAUCAAGGAGAGCAUCGAGAUCGGCCGCGAGCACGAAGAGGACUUCCCCAACCAGUGGCCCGACGAGACCACGGCCGCCGCCACGACGGCGGGCCUCCCCGGCUUCAAGGCCACCAUGGUCGACUUCCAUGACCAGUGCAAGGCCGUGCACGUCCAAGUGAUGCGCGCCAUUGCCGUCGGCAUGGGCCUGCCCGAGAGCCACUUUGACAGCUACGUCGACGUCGGCGACAACACGCUGCGCCUGCUGCACUACCCGGCGGUCGACCGCGGCGUCUUCCGCGCCAAUCCCAGCCAGGUGCGCGCCGGCGAGCACUCGGACUACGGCUCCAUCACGUUGCUGUUCCAAGACGGUCGUGGCGGGCUGCAGGUCAAGAGCCCCAACGGCAACUUUGUCGACGCAACACCCAUCGACGACACGGUGGUCGUCAACGCGGGCGACCUGCUGGCGCGCUGGAGCAACGACACCAUCAAGAGCACGAUCCACCGCGUUGUCGAGCCGCCUGGCGGGCCCGAAGGUGAUACCUACCCGGCGCGGUACAGCGUAGCCUACUUCUGCAAUCCCAACUUCAAGAGCCACAUCGAGGCCAUCCCCGGCACAUACUCGGCGGAGACGGACAAGAAAUAUGCGGGCGUCAACACCGGCCAGUACCUGGUGCAGCGGCUGGCGGCGACAUACUAG